AUGUGUUGUUAUCACGGAGCGGCUGAUUGUUUCAAGUUUAUAAGAACAGAAUUUAACUCAGAAAUAAAUCAAUCAUGUUUAAAAUUAUCAUUUUUAGGAGGAAAUUCAGAAAUCAUCAGUGAAUGUCUGAAAUAUUCAUCAGUUAGAGAUUGUAUGGAAUAUGCAAUUAUAUCACACAACAUUGAUUUUGUUACAUUCUUGAUGAAUGAGUACCAUAUAAAGAUCGAUUUAGAAUAUUGCGGAAAAUAUAAUAAUCUUGAGCCAUUCUUAGUUUAUUUCGAUCAAACAAAUGAUAUUAAUAAAUGCUUUAUUUAUUCAUCGAUAUUUGACAUAUCAUCAAUUUGCGAAUAUUUCCUUUCAAAUGGUGCAAAUAUCAAUGAAAAAGAUAAAUUUGGUCUAACUGCUCUUCAUAAUGCAGCAGAAUAUAAUUGUAAAGAAACAGCAGAACUUCUUAUUUCUCAUGGUGCAAAUGCUAAUGAAAAAAAUAAUUCUGGGGAAACUCUUCUUCAUAUUGCAGCAAAUUUUGAUUGUAAAGAAAACGCUGAACUUCUUAUUUCUCAUGGUGCAAAUGUCAAUGAAAAAGAUAAUUCUGGAGAAACUCCUUUUCUUAUUGCAGCAAAUUAUAAUCGUAAAGAAGUCGCAGAAUUUUUUAUUUCUCAUGGUGCAAAUAUCAAUGAAAAAGAUAUAAAUGGAAAACUGCUCUUCAUCAUUUAA
Molecule: messenger RNA, 714 nt
Organism: Trichomonas vaginalis G3
Lineage: Eukaryota; Parabasalia; Trichomonadida; Trichomonadidae
Product: proteasome regulatory particle assembly
Exons: 1
Coding region: 1-714 (237 amino acids)
Molecular function (GO): protein binding
Source: RefSeq, a predicted model, not a curated record